This is a messenger RNA of Rhincodon typus (whale shark), 1289 nucleotides long. RefSeq names its product ankyrin repeat domain 39 (gene ankrd39). The coding region runs from base 417 to 983 and encodes 188 amino acids. The transcript has 5 exons. NCBI's taxonomy places the organism in Eukaryota, Metazoa, Chordata, Chondrichthyes, Orectolobiformes, Rhincodontidae. Gene Ontology annotation, molecular function: protein binding. The record is from RefSeq and is a predicted model, not a curated record.
GCUCCUCCGGCGUUAGUGGUUCGGCUUUGGGGGACUUGGCAAUUGCUGACUCACCGGGGGCUUGCUUUGGCGGCGUUUGCGUUCAGUUUUGCUUCCCUCCAGGCCGGAUCCGACCGUCUUCCACCGUGUACGACCCUCUCAGGAUUUCAGCCACAGUCCCCCUGGAGCUUUUCUUUGUUUUUGGUCGGGCUUGACGUCCCCACUGGUUUGCUGACAAAUGAUUUAUUCUUUUACGUGGGAUAUGGCCUGACAUAUUUAUAACCUUUUCCAAUUGCCCCUUGAUCUGAGCUUGGCUUGUUGGGCCAUUUCAGAGGGUGGUUAAGAGUCAACGAUAUUUACUGAGAGUCUGGAGUCACAUGUAGACCAGACUGGCUGGGUCUACGGUAUAACCGCUAUUGGCAACACUGCCAGGGAUCAUGGCAGCUGAUGACCAUGGUUUGGAUUGUAGGUGCUGUUCUCAUGGCUCUUCAGUGCCGAGCAGUGUACACCAAACAUUGGAGGAGAUGGAGUUUGACAGAGGCAUCUGGUCAGCAGCCUGUAGCGGCGACUUCAACACAGUGCGGAUGUUUCUGGAGAAGGGAACGGAUCCCAAUUUGCCUGACCUGUCAGGCUACACUGCAUUGCACUAUGCCAGUCGUCGUGGUGAUUACGAGAUCUGCGAGUACUUACUGAGGAAGGGAGCAAACAGCAACGCUCAGACCAAAGGAGGGGCGACCCCGCUCCACAGAGCAGCCUACUGUGGCCACCUCUCCGUCCUCCAGUUGUUACUGUCCUACGGAGCUAUCCCUGCAAUCACAGAUGAUGAUGGUGCGACACCUUUACACAAGGCUGCAGAGAGGGGUCACCAGGAGGUGUGCAAGGUUUUGCUGCAGCAAAAUCCAACCUUGAGGACGGUGCAGGACAGGCGGUGCAGAGCUCCCCAUGACCUGGUCACAGACCAGCCGGCAUUGAAGGAGUGCCUGCGACCGGAGACCUCCACGUGACACCUGCUUUCCAGGGCUCGCUGUGUUGGCGUAACUGUCCUGCUAGUGGGUCAUUUUCAACACUGGCCUUGGCUUCUUCAGUUACUACAGCAUGUGGCUGCACUGUCAAGUGACUCAAGUUGUGUCUGAUUAACGACGUCUGUGUGCAAUCCUCACACUGAACUUGCAGGCUGUCUGAUGGGUUGGCUGGAGGCCAGGAUCAUCUUGUUUCGUUGUUCGCUCAAUGCCACAACAAUGAAGGCCCAAACCAGGCACGAUUGCUGAAACACUGAUCCAUUAAGAUAUUAAAAUGUCUAAAUUAACAAA